Messenger RNA from Mytilus trossulus (common blue mussel), 1893 nucleotides. RefSeq lists its product as uncharacterized. Lineage: Eukaryota; Metazoa; Mollusca; Bivalvia; Mytilida; Mytilidae. The transcript has 2 exons. The record is from RefSeq and is a predicted model, not a curated record. The coding region runs from base 22 to 840 and encodes 272 amino acids.
CCCUAUCAAGCAUUAGUCGUCAUGGACUGGGCCAUGAAAUUUUUACCUUUGAAACAUCGUGAAGCUCAAAGUGAUUUCUUCGGGAAAAAAGGAAUCGGUUGGCAUGUAUCAUCUGUCAUUACUUUGGCAAGAAAUACUGAAAAUACUGAGAACAAGUAUGAUGCAAAUACAUAUAUUCACAUCAUGGAACUUGGUACACAGGGAUGGUUUUCAGUAGCCCAUAUUCUUACAGACUUGUUAAAACAAUUGUCUAGUAUUGAUGUCGGUCUCAAACAGGUUUUCCUGAAAAGUGACAAUGCUGGAUGCUACCACUCUACCGGACUUAUUGCAUAUUUAAAACAUUUAAACACCUUGUCACCAAUUACAGUUAUGGAGUACAACUUCAGUGAACCUCAGGCUGGAAAAGAUAUAUGUGAUGCCAAAACAGCUCACUGCAAGAUGCACAUAAUAAGGUAUUCACAUGAAGGGCAUGAUGUAGUUACCCCAUAUGAUAUGUUGACUGCCAUUUAUUCAAAUGGAGGAAUAAAAGGAGUGAUAGCAUCAGUUGUAUCUGUGGACAUGAGGGAAGAGGUUAAGAUGAAGACAAAAAUUCCAAAUGUUAGUCAAAUGAACAACAUAACCUUUGAGGCAAAUGGUGUCACCUUUAGAAAGGCUUAUAGUAUUGGCAAAGGUUAUUUUAUGUCCAGUGACCAGUUUAAAGAUCAUGAAUUAUUAAAAGGAUUUGAGGUAUGCUAUAUUAAUUUUUCUGCUAUUUUCUCGCUAAAAAGAGGAAGGUCAAACAAUGUUGCUUUAAUUCAUGUAUAUAUAUUCAGAAAUUAUUGCAUGCAAUUAUUAUUGUGAUUAUUGAAGAAUGAACAAAAAUGGAAAUUUAAUUAUUGCUAUUCAAGAAAAGCUAAAUACAGAUAUAUAUGCAUCAGAUAUCAGAAUGCCAGAUCUUAUUAUCUUGCUAUUGAUAUCAAGUCACAGUACUAAUAAAAACCAUGCAAUAAUUUCUGAAUUUACUGUACAUUCCUUACUAAUUCUAUGUGGUAUAUUUAUCAAUGAAAUGAAUUGUAAUACCUUUUAUACCCUGCAGUAGGCAAUGCGGGGAUUAAGUUUUACACUUGACUGUCCAUCCAUCCAUCCAUCUGUUAUUCAUUUUUCCUUUUCUCCCUACCAUUUACUUUAGCUUUUUGUAUCUCAUACACAAUUCUGAGAACCAAAGUUCAAAUUUGGGCGCAGAGUCACUUACCUUCUAGAGUUAUGCCACUUAAUAACUUGGAAAAUUGCAAUUUUUCUUCUUCUCCACACUCCUACUACAAGUUUUUCUCAACCAUAGUUUAUGAAACUUACACACAAUGCUAACAUGGCUAAUAACCACAACAAACAGACAGAGUUCUAAAUUUUGGUAGUGAGCCAUUUACCAUUCAAGAGUUAUGCCUCUUUUUAACUUAGAAAAUUACAAAUUUUCAGUUUCUGCACUCUAACUUAAGUUUUUGUCAUUUAAAUUUUAUUAAACACACAAUGCUGAGAACUACAACAAAUAGACAGAGUUCAAAUUUGGGCAGUUAGUGUAGCAAUGAAAACACUCUAAAUUUAUAUUUGUGUUGUCAAUACAAGGCGAUGCAAACUUUGUCAAUUCGACCUAUGUAUUCAACUGUAAAUUUUGAAAUUAUCAAGAUGUUUUUAUUUUUGUGAAAAAUGCCACUGGAACUGAACAGCAAAUAAAUAAUAAAAUGCUCCUCAGGGCACUGCUUGAUACGAUUGCAUAAAUUUUCAAUUUAAAGCAGACAAUUAAAAAAAGUUCUGUGAAAUUCUAUUCUUCAUUGACGUCAUUGUUAAAACCUUAUGAAAACACAUUGUCAAUAUCAUAAACAAGGAGAUAUAAGGUCAGUACUGUAUAUCAAUGUUAAA